This is a messenger RNA of Pistacia vera, 2321 nucleotides long. Its product is annotated as heat shock 70 kDa protein, mitochondrial. Gene Ontology annotation, molecular function: heat shock protein binding; ATP hydrolysis activity; misfolded protein binding. Gene Ontology annotation, cellular component: cytoplasm; mitochondrion. Gene Ontology annotation, biological process: cellular response to unfolded protein; protein refolding. NCBI's taxonomy places the organism in Eukaryota, Viridiplantae, Streptophyta, Magnoliopsida, Sapindales, Anacardiaceae. The transcript is spliced from 6 exons. The record is from RefSeq and is a predicted model, not a curated record. The coding region runs from base 65 to 2107 and encodes 680 amino acids.
UAGUCCAAAACCCUUUCAUUCUCCCCGUCUCUCUCUCUCCUUACAGAGAAAACCUCCUUAGCUCAUGGCCGCCGCAGCUUUGCUCCGUUCAAUCCGACGCCGGGACGUCGUCUCCGCUCCUCUCUCCGCCUACAGAUGCUUGACUAACAAUGUCAAGCCCUCAUGGACCCCUUCUAGUCUGGGCAAUAGUUGGGCUAGUUUGGCAAGACCUUUCAGUUCGAAGCCUGCUGGUAAUGAUGUUAUUGGGAUUGAUUUGGGAACGACCAAUUCAUGCGUUGCAGUCAUGGACGGGAAGAAUCCCAAAGUUAUUGAGAAUUCUGAAGGAGCACGGACCACACCGUCAGUGGUAGCUUUCAAUCAAAAGGGAGAGCUACUUGUGGGUACCCCGGCAAAACGACAGGCUGUGACCAACCCGACUAAUACCGUGUUUGGGACAAAACGUCUCAUUGGUAGACGAUUUGAUGAUCCCCAGACACAGAAGGAAAUGAAAAUGGUUCCAUUUAAGAUAGUCAAGGCUCCAAAUGGAGAUGCAUGGGUUGAAGCCAAUGGACAGCAGUAUUCUCCAAGUCAGAUUGGAGCCUUUAUUCUGACCAAGAUGAAGGAAACUGCAGAAUCAUAUCUUGGAAAGUCGGUUUCGAAGGCCGUAAUCACUGUUCCAGCUUAUUUCAAUGAUGCUCAAAGGCAAGCAACAAAGGAUGCUGGUAGAAUUGCUGGCCUUGAUGUUCAAAGAAUUAUUAACGAGCCAACAGCUGCUGCACUUUCGUAUGGCAUGAACAACAAGGAGGGCCUAAUUGCUGUUUUUGAUCUUGGUGGUGGAACAUUUGAUGUCUCAAUUCUUGAGAUUUCUAAUGGUGUUUUUGAGGUAAAAGCAACGAAUGGGGACACAUUCUUGGGUGGAGAGGACUUUGACAAUGCCUUGUUGGAGUUCUUAGUGAGUGAAUUCAAGAGAACUGAGAGCAUUGAUCUUUCAAAGGACAGACUUGCAUUGCAGAGGCUUCGCGAGGCAGCUGAGAAGGCAAAGAUAGAACUUUCAUCAACAUCCCAGACUGAAAUUAAUCUACCAUUUAUUACUGCCGACGCAUCCGGUGCAAAGCAUUUGAAUAUAACUUUGACCAGAUCUAAGUUUGAAACCUUGGUCAAUCACUUGAUUGAGAGGACUAAGGCCCCUUGCAAGAACUGUUUAAAGGAUGCCAACAUCACUGUCAAGGAUGUUGAUGAGGUUCUUCUUGUUGGAGGCAUGACUAGGGUACCUAAGGUCCAAGAAGUAGUUUCUGCUAUAUUUGGAAAAAGCCCAAGCAAGGGAGUGAAUCCUGAUGAGGCAGUUGCCCUUGGGGCAGCUAUCCAAGGUGGUAUUCUUCGUGGGGAUGUUAAAGAGUUGCUUCUCCUAGAUGUUACACCUCUGUCACUUGGUAUUGAGACACUUGGUGGUAUCUUCACGAGACUCAUCAACCGUAACACAACAAUUCCAACAAAGAAGAGUCAGGUGUUCUCAACUGCAGCUGACAAUCAGACUCAGGUUGGCAUUAAGGUACUUCAAGGUGAGCGUGAAAUGGCAUCUGACAAUAAGCUCCUUGGAGAGUUUGAACUUGUGGGCAUUCCACCUGCUCCCCGAGGAAUGCCUCAAAUUGAAGUGACUUUUGAUAUUGAUGCCAAUGGUAUUGUCACUGUAUCUGCAAAAGACAAAGCCACUAACAAGGAACAGCAGAUCACUAUCCGCUCAUCUGGUGGACUAUCUGAUGAUGAAAUCGAGAAGAUGGUUAAGGAAGCUGAAUUACAUGCUCAGAAGGAUCAGGAAAGAAAAGCUUUGAUCGAUAUCAGAAACAAUGCCGACACCACUAUCUACAGCAUCGAGAAGAGCUUGAGUGAAUACAGGGAAAAGAUCCCUGCUGAAGUUGCAAAGGAGAUCGAGGAUGCCGUGGCUGAUCUAAGAACUGCAAUGGGAGGUGAUGACAUUGAUGAAAUCAAGGCUAAGCUUGACGCUGCAAACAAAGCAGUUUCGAAGAUUGGACAACACAUGGCUGGUGGUUCUGGUGGCGGUGCUGCAUCUGGAGGUUCUCAGGGUGGGGAUCAGACUCCAGAAGCCGAAUACGAGGAGGUGAAAAAGUAAAAGUGAAUGAAGAGGCGAUAACUUCAUUUUGAUCUGUUUUAGGAUAUGUGAUUUGAGUCUUGAUUCUGUAUCUAAAAUAUGGAUUGUUCUAGGGAAGUACUUGAGUUUUAUUUUGAGAGCUAGAUAAGCAAAUUGAAGCAUAAAUUUUUCUAAAAAGAGUUCAAUUGUUGACUUUAUAUGAGCUGAGUUGCUGCAUAAUUCUUCUACAUAGUAA